Messenger RNA from Talaromyces proteolyticus, 393 nucleotides. RefSeq names its product outer membrane protein TOM13-domain-containing protein. The transcript is spliced from 2 exons. NCBI's taxonomy places the organism in Eukaryota, Fungi, Ascomycota, Eurotiomycetes, Eurotiales, Trichocomaceae. The coding region runs from base 1 to 393 and encodes 130 amino acids. Gene Ontology annotation, cellular component: mitochondrial outer membrane. The record is from RefSeq and is a predicted model, not a curated record. Gene Ontology annotation, biological process: mitochondrial outer membrane translocase complex assembly; protein insertion into mitochondrial outer membrane.
AUGACUGGGCGCGACGAAAGCGAGCGGAUCGAACUCUACGAUUCUGCUUUGACUUUACCCUCCGAUUCCGAGAACUACUCAGCCAACAACGAGCUCUCCUCGCCACCGUCAACGUCAAGCUCUCCCUUGAUUCUGUACAAACCGCCCACGGUCUGGGGCUUUCUCCGUGGAGCUGCGAUUAAUGUCCUCCUUCCUUUCGUUAACGGGCUCAUGCUCGGGCUAGGCGAGCUUCUUGCACACGAAGCUGCAUUCCGCUUAGGCUGGUCGGGCACAAAGGUUUUCCCGACGUGGAGACGCACUGCUCCUGCCGGCCCCGGCAUUGAAAUGAGAGAAAUUCGAGACCGCAGAAGGAAUUCUAGUGCGAAUGUUGAAGAUGCGGCAUCCUUGGAAUAG